GGUGAGAGCAGGCUGCUAGUCGAUUGGUUGGCACUAAUCUACGUUAAGGUCUAGGUCACUAAUAUGGGCCGUGAGAAAAUAUGAACAAGCCUGAGUCAACAACCAAUCACAGCAAAGUUAACGUGGCAAAAUAUGAUUCGCAGAGAGAACUCUAUUUGUCAAGGAAUCCCGAAACAACCAAUCAGAAGCCUGCGUUUGUCUACCUAAACAACCAAUCAGAUGACUGCGCUUGUCUAUAAUAAUGUAGUUGAAAGAUGUAUAAAUACGUGUUGAUUUUCAUAAUAAAACGAUCUGUUGCCUGGCCCUUGUCUUCUGUUGUUACAUUUGGUGUCGCUGCCUACCGACAAAUGGAAAGCCUUUGCCCUGCUGUUUUUGAUGGAGACAUAUGGAUCUUCGGGCAGGACUUCAAGGCUUCUGCGCAGUUGAGUGGCGUUCAAGAUCUGUCAGCGAUGGAGCUGCUACUUGGGACGCUGCUGGGAGGUCGGGUGAAAGCAGCAUAUGAAAGUGUGAGCCGAAGUAUGGACGAAUGUUCGACAGGGUCAGGCAAACAGUUUCCAAAGUGGGAAGGACCAUAUAUGGUCACUUUGAGAUGGGGUUACGCAGACACAGUCGCAAUGGCGAACAAUGAGAGGCGCGUGAACGUCAGCGAGCUCCAGAAAUGGAUACAGCGAGACAAGCGAACGAUGACGCCUGCACCAAGUAGAUCAAGCCGACUUCAGUCGCACGUAUUUGACGGGGGGACGAGUGUGGUGAGAGCAGGCUGCUAGCCGAUUGGUUGGCACUAAUCUACGUUAAGGUCUAGGUCACUAAUAUGGGCCGUGAGAAAAUAUGAACAAGCCUGAGUCAACAACCAAUCACAGCAAAGUUAACGUGGCAAAAUAUGAU
Trichobilharzia regenti is the source of this 885-nucleotide messenger RNA. NCBI's taxonomy places the organism in Eukaryota, Metazoa, Platyhelminthes, Trematoda, Strigeidida, Schistosomatidae. The record is from the annotation of a GenBank genome assembly.